AUGCCCUCUAUAUGGGCUGGUGGUUGCUGGUGGGCGGUGGUGGGCGUCGAGCCCACCGAUGGAUUCCAACGCCUCGCAUGUCUACCUAAAGCUAAAAACCAGAAGUUUUCUGCGGAUAGCUACAGAAGCGGAGCUCAGAAUUCGGUGACAACUAAACCCUUCACCGUCUCCACUGGCCACACGACAACUGAAAGAAACAGCACCGACAGAAAAACGAAAAGUUUUUCAGAAAAAAAAACAACCGAGAGCAACUUCUCGAUUGGACUUUCGUCUAAUGGAUAUAAAGAGGGAGAAAUGCGACGAAAAUAUCGAGUCCAAGGAGCCAGGAGACAAAAAUGUUAA
Molecule: messenger RNA, 342 nt
Organism: Caenorhabditis briggsae
Lineage: Eukaryota; Metazoa; Nematoda; Chromadorea; Rhabditida; Rhabditidae
Exons: 4
Coding region: 1-342 (113 amino acids)
Source: RefSeq, a predicted model, not a curated record